This is a messenger RNA of Striga hermonthica, 315 nucleotides long. The record is from the annotation of a GenBank genome assembly. Lineage: Eukaryota; Viridiplantae; Streptophyta; Magnoliopsida; Lamiales; Orobanchaceae.
AUGAUGGCAUUCAUGAUGUGGAUGGCUGGAAGCACAGUUCAUCUAUUUAGCAUUGGCAUAACAUUUUCAGCUCUUUUGCAGCCCAUUAAUGCCCUUCGUGGGGUAGGGAAAGUUUUCGAGCCAUACAAGGACAACAAAGUUGAUUUAUUGGCACCUAAAUUAGUAUUUAUCGCCCUUAAUUUGGUUGGCUUAGGGCUUGGCAUCUGGAAGCUUAACGCACUGGGUCUUCUUCCAACUCAUGUAUCAGACUGGGUUUCAUCCUUGCCUCCCCCACAGGAUGUGGAGUUUUCUGGUGGAGGUAUUCCGCUUUAUUAG